CACAUCCAGACAGUGUUUACAUCAAAUUCAUAACAUUACCAAGUGAAAGUAGUUCCGCAAUUAUAACUGCUGUGGAAAAAGUCAUAAGAAUGGAAGAAGGAGGACCUUUUGCAGAUAAUUCAUAAUCACUUGACGUAAGAUGUCGUCAAAACUGCUGCUAAUCGCCCUUCUAACCACAUGGAGUCUCAUCCACGGGAUUUCAUCGCCCAAUGACAGCGAGCUCGAGCUCGUGCAGGUGCUCUUCCGGCAUGGCGAACGGACGCCCCUCGAGUCCGAAACCUACCCGAGAGAUCCCUACAGCUCGUCUCUAUUCUACGAGCCCUGGGGCUGGGGUCAGCUUACCGAGCUCGGACGCUACCGAAUGCGGCGCCUUGGACAGGCACUGCGCCGACGAUACGGUGGAUUUCUCAGGACGCUCUCCGGUUCCGGAGACAUCUAUGCCCAUAGUGCGAACAACGAGAGCUGCCUGACCUCGCUGCGAUUGCUCAUCGAAGGCCUUAGAAUCAACGAGGGUACAGUAGCGAUACACAGCCACGGGAACGACAUCCUCAUGAACUCGCGCGCCUGCUCCAAAUACCAGACCGAGCUGAAAAAGAUCAGACAGUUGCCGGAGGUGAUACAGACCCUGGCCAAGUACGAAGGUUUGUUCAGUUACGUAAUGGACAAUACCGGUGUAACGUUCGAUGGUUUGCCAAAGGAUCAACGUCUCUACCAACUAUACAACUUACUGGAGACUCAACGCAGUAUGAACCUGAGUCUGCCCAACUGGUGCCCAGAAGGCGUCUUUAAUCUACUAAACGAAAUCGCUUAUCUCCACUUUAACCUCGAGUCAUAUACUCAGGCAUUGAAGAUACUGAAUGGGGGGCCCCUCGUGCGCCGUUUCCUCGAGAGUAUGUUGCGAUCCAAGUCUCGAAACAACAUCAAGAUAUACUUGUAUAGUGGCGAGGACCAUAACGUGGCGGCAUUUAGUCGAGCGCUCGAUAGACGCUUCCCUCGAGUGCCCAAUUACGGCAACGCCAUAAUUCUUGAAAAGUACAGGACACUGAAAAGCGCCAGGGCUCUCGUGAGGAUGGUUAUAUGGACAGGAGUGACAGAAAAGUUGUUUCCAGUACGACUCCGUGGAUGUACGGAAGUUUGUCCGUUAGAGGAUUAUGCCAAAAUCGUUGCCAAAUCUCUGCCCACCAACGAGGACAUGCGAUGUCAUUUUAACGAUGCUAAGGAGCACAAAAACCUAUAACUAUUUGAACCUACGUUGCAUAAGACCUACUAAGCAAAUGUAAUAUAAUUGCGUUAUAAAAGCAUCUAAUAGAUAGAUCAUUGAUGAAUCUCAUGACAAACGAUAUGACGAGACUUAAUCCCGAAUGUAAUUACACGGUACUUUACAAAACGUAAUAUACAGAAUUAUAAUUGACGGAAUAAUUAUCUUUUUGUUACAAAUAUAAUUACGUUAUGUGAGAUUUCAAUGGGCAUUAUUGCGUUGAAAUUUAUUUCUUAAA
Molecule: messenger RNA, 1496 nt
Organism: Ceratosolen solmsi marchali
Lineage: Eukaryota; Metazoa; Arthropoda; Insecta; Hymenoptera; Agaonidae
Product: venom acid phosphatase Acph-1-like
Exons: 3
Coding region: 140-1237 (365 amino acids)
Biological process (GO): dephosphorylation
Molecular function (GO): phosphatase activity
Source: RefSeq, a predicted model, not a curated record